GUCAGCUGAUCGGGGAAGAAGGAGGUGGAGCCGCUUGUGUCAGACUCCGUCAUAUUUCUCGUGUUUGAUUUCUUUGUUUAAGCAAUAACAAUGGAGGCUUCAACAUCCUCCUCCCAAGACUCAAAAGAGGAAAGUAAGAAGAAAGAGGAAGAGGCAGAGGAAGGAGAAGACUCAGAGGAGGAUUCAGAAGAGGAAGAGGAAGAUGAACCCAAGUUAAAGUACGAAAGGAUUUCCGGAGAUCUGCGCGAGAUAUUAAAGAGAGAUGGAGCUUCCUGCAUUAAGGCUAAUUCUAAGCUAAUGAUCAUUGGAACGAACUGGGGCCGCAUUCAUGUGCUAGAUCACCAGGGCAACAAAGUAAAGGAAUUCAGUCCACACAGCAACCCUGUGACUAUGUUGGACAUGGACGACAACGGGGACUAUGUUGCCUCCUGCUCACAUGAUAGGAAGGUUGUAAUUCAGGGUCUUUACACCAUGGAGAACUCCCACAACCUAACAAUGGACUCUCCCGUGCGCAGUGUGGCACUUGAUCCCUUUUACCACAAACCCCGCUCUGGCAGACGCUUUGUUGUUGGGACAACAAAGGUCGUGCUUUAUGAGAAGGCAAUGUUUGGACAACUGCGCUCCACUGUGCUGAGUGAGGGGAGUGGCCCAGCGAGAGCUAUGAAAUGGAUGGGACAGUUCCUCGCUUGGGCAACGGAUUCUGGCGUCAGAGUGAUGGACAUGAACACCAAAACUGUCAUUACACUCAUCAAGCGUGAUCAUAGCCUAGCUCUGCCUUGUGACCAGUACCCACCUCACUUGUGCUGGCCAGACAGUAAGACUCUGAUAGUUGGCUGGGGAGACUCUGUCAAGGUGUGUCGGGUAAGGGAGCGGUCUGCAAACCCAGCUACACUUACACCUGGAAUGAUGGAUCUUCCCCCAUACUACCUGGAAAUUGUCUACAUGUUCACCACUGACUUCUACGUAUGUGGAGUUGGUCCCCUUGAUGAACACUUGGUAGUCUUGGCCUACAACAAGCAGACUGACCUGUCCUUGGCCAGCCUUGGGGUGGACUCACGAAGGCCACAGAUGCGAGUGCUGGAACCCCUUCAGAGAACCUUCGAGGAGAUUUCAAAAGAUGUUCUUGGUAUUAGGUGCUAUCAGGAAUACAAACCAGCAAACUACCAUCUUGAAUGCUUAAUCGAGGAUCGGCAGUUCUACAUCGUGUGUCCACAGGAUGUAGUAGUUGCAAAACCCAGAAGUUCUGAUGAUCGUAUUGAGUGGCUUUUAGAGCAUGAUAAACACAAGGAAGCUUUAGAGCUUGUAGAGACCUGCCGAGAUGUGCAAAAUUACACAGUUCUCAGUGUGGGUCGUAUCUAUUUGGAUCACCUGAUGGCCAAUGGUCUAUAUCAAGAUGCUGCCAAGCUAUGCACUCAGAUACUUGGCUCAGACAAAGUGCUAUGGGAGGAAGCUGUGGUGCGCUUUAAUAGAGUCCGUCAGUUGCGAGUUUUGAGUCCUCACCUUCCCCUGGGUGAAGGCAUCCGCUUGGACCCAGCUGUAUACCAGACUGUGCUCCUUGAUCUUCUGAAUACAGACCAUCCUGGUUUCCUGCAAGUGGUCCAAGACUGGCCAGGUCACCUCUACAAUGUGUCAUUUGUUAUCAAUGCUGUACUAGAGACUCUUGCUCGAAACACAAACAACAUGGUCUUACUCCAAGCGCUUGCACACCUUUACUCCAAUAUUGAUAAACAUGACAAGGCUCUAGCAAUAUAUUUAAAGCUGAAACACAAAGAUGUCUUUUAUUUAAUAAGUCGCCACAAUCUCUACGCUUGUGUGGCCAAGCAUGUGGUGGAGCUUAUGACACUUGACUCUGCUGCAACUUUGGACAUUUGUUGCCAACAUAUCCACAUUAUCCCUCCAGACAGUGUUGUGACUUCACUGACUGCACACCCAAAUUAUCUAUAUAAGUACUUGGACACGUUAUAUGAACGACGGCGUGACAUGAGUGCUAAAUACCACAGCCAGCUAGUGGCACUAUAUGCUGACCAGGAUCGCAGCAAGUUGCUGCCCCUGUUGCUGACUUCUUCUUCAUAUGAUCUCAGUGAGGCUCUUGAGGUGUGCAGGAUGCGUUGCCUCACCACAGAAACAAUACACCUCCUUGAUCGAAUGGGCAACAGCAUUGAGUCUCUACAAUUGAUUCUGGAAGAAGAGCAAGAUAUACUGUGGGCCAUUCGCCUCUGUAAAGAACAUGACGAUGCCGAUCUGUGGAACCGUCUAAUUGAGUAUGCUCUUGAUAAGCCAGAAUACAUCAGAGAAUUACUAAACAACAUCGGCACUCACAUUGACCCUCUCAUGAUCAUCCAACGAAUACCACACGGUCUGGAGAUUCCUGGUCUGAGAGAUGCCCUUGUCAAAAUUCUUCAAGAUUAUCAUCUCCAGAUCUCGCUAAGGACAGGUUGCCAGAGGAUACUUGUUGCUGACUGUAGCAAUCUUCUGAAUAAGCUUGUCUCAACACAAAAUGCUGCUCUUCCUGUUUAUGGUGAUACAAUGUGCCCAGCUUGCAACAAGAAAGUUUUGCCAUCCAGUCGAGAGGAACAAGGAAGCAUUGUGGUAUUUGCCUGUCGCCACGCGUACCAUCAGCUCUGCCUUCCUGAUGGCACAGAACAGGAAGUGUGUUUAUUGUGUAGGAAAGAUAAGAAGAGAAGUUUCCUCUUGUCUUGAACAGGACAGAUUUCUUCGUUUUAUUGUAAGCGGCUGGUCUGCAGUGGCAAAAGGGAAGCUAACAAAAUUUGAAAAUGUUUACUUCAAAUGUGUGCGAGGCCCAUAAGAAAUUAUUAAUUAUGUACAUAGAGAUGUAAUUUUUUUUAUAAAAAGUAUAGCCAGAAUUGAUAUGUAAAUAAUAAAGUUAGAAUGUAAGUUGACACAAGAUGCACAUGUAUGCAUGCUCUGCUGGUGUCGCUACUUCAUAGUGUGCAUAUUAAUGAAUGAAUGAUUUCUACUUUUUUUCAAAAAAAAAGAAAAA
Penaeus indicus is the source of this 3001-nucleotide messenger RNA. It is a transcript of the gene lt, whose product is annotated as vacuolar protein sorting-associated protein 41 homolog. Gene Ontology annotation, cellular component: HOPS complex; late endosome. Gene Ontology annotation, biological process: cellular response to starvation; macroautophagy; intracellular protein transport. Gene Ontology annotation, molecular function: protein binding. The transcript is spliced from 19 exons. The record is from RefSeq and is a predicted model, not a curated record. Lineage: Eukaryota; Metazoa; Arthropoda; Malacostraca; Decapoda; Penaeidae. Bases 91 to 2700 code for a protein of 869 amino acids.